This is a messenger RNA of Sungouiella intermedia, 459 nucleotides long. The record is from the annotation of a GenBank genome assembly. NCBI's taxonomy places the organism in Eukaryota, Fungi, Ascomycota, Pichiomycetes, Serinales, Metschnikowiaceae.
AUGGCCAAGAAAGAUAAGGUUGAAGAGUCCGGAGAGGACAACUACGAUAAGAGAAUGGCUGCUGUGUUGCCAUUUGCCAAGCCACUUGCACCAAAGAAAUUGAACAAGAAGGUUCUCAAAACUGUCAAGAAGGCCUCUAAGGCUAAGCAUGUCAAGAGAGGUGUUAAGGAGGUGGUCAAGGCCUUGAGAAAGGGCGAGAAGGGUCUUGUUAUCAUUGCUGGAGACAUCUCCCCUCCAGAUGUCAUCUCCCACAUCCCAGUCCUUUGUGAGGACUCUGCAGUUCCUUUCGUGUUCAUCCCAUCCAAGGAAGACUUGGGUUCUGCUGGUGCCACCAAAAGACCCACUUCUUGUGUGUUCAUCGUUCCAGGUGGAGGAAAGUCCAAGAAGAACGCAGACAAGACCGAGGAGUACAGAGAGGCCUACGAUGAGGUUGUUAAGGAGGUGAACGGAUUGGAGUAA